Messenger RNA from Oikopleura dioica, 384 nucleotides. The record is from the annotation of a GenBank genome assembly. Lineage: Eukaryota; Metazoa; Chordata; Appendicularia; Copelata; Oikopleuridae.
AUGAAGUUGGCUCGAUUCCUCAUGAAGCUGUCCCACGAGACUGUGACUAUUGAACUCAAAAACGGCACUCAGGUCGUUGGAACCAUCGCUGGUGUUGACAUUUGCAUGAACACCCAUUUGAAAAAUGUCCGCCUGACUGUCAAAGGACGAGAGCCACAACAACUUGAUGCUCUUUCCAUUAGAGGAAAUAACAUUCGAUACUACAUCUUGCCGGACUCUGUUCCCCUCGAUACCCUCCUGAUUGAUGAUGGACCAAAGGCUCGAGGAGGUGGAUCCACUCGAGACCGAGGACGAGGCCGAGGAAAGCCUUCCCGAGGUGGCGGACGAGGCCGUGGCGGACGAGGUGGUCCACGAGGCCGAGGAGGCCCCCGACAUCGACGAUAA